Molecule: messenger RNA, 873 nt
Organism: Penicillium angulare
Lineage: Eukaryota; Fungi; Ascomycota; Eurotiomycetes; Eurotiales; Aspergillaceae
Product: SUR7/PalI family protein
Exons: 3
Coding region: 1-873 (290 amino acids)
Biological process (GO): fungal-type cell wall organization
Cellular component (GO): cell cortex of cell tip; plasma membrane
Source: RefSeq, a predicted model, not a curated record
AUGAAGGUCCCAAGGAGAAUCAGUACCGACAGAUCUGCUGCUUGGUUUACCAUAUUGGCUUCCGUUGUGGCUGUGAUCUGCUGGAGCAUUUUCUUUGCCGGGUGCACUUCGUCAUCUACAUCCGAACACCUCUACCUGAUGGAAGUCAACCUGAAGGGCUUUCCAGAAAUACGGGGGAGCUCCAUUGGUCAGGGAUUCUCGCAGCUUCUUCCUCGCGCCCUCCCAAUCGGCGUUAGUCCCAAGGAAAUACCAACAGAGAUUGGAUCAGCCACCUCGGGCAUAGCAAGCACGGUGGAAAACACGCCCCAGGAAGUCGCGGGUGCGGCAGAGAACAUUGCUAGCGAGAUCAAGUUACAUCUGCCAGACUAUUAUCGCGUUGGCCUUUGGGGAUACUGCAGCGGAGAUGACGAUCAAAAGGCCGUGUGCUCUCACCCGAGCCUAUCAUUCUACUUCGACCUAUCCGCGAUUCUACGAUCAGCCUCCCCACUCGUCGACCAUAUACUACGCGAUAAAGGGGAUCACGGUAUUAGUGGCUAUGCAAGGCUUUCUCAUGGCAUCACCUGCAUGUGCAUCCUGGGGCUCAUAGUGACCGUUUUAGCAAUAGUGCUUGGCGUAUGGAGGGAGUUUUACGGUGGACACAAGAAGCUACUCACAGCGUUCCAUAUGUGCUCGUUGGCUCUAGUCACGGCGGCUACCAUCGGCGUGACCACAAUGUAUGGCAUUCUCAGUCAUACUAUCAACAAUUUUCUCGGUGACCUCGGUGGCCAAGCGCGGGUGGGGGGAUCCAUGCUCGCCCUUCUUUGGAUGGCGACGUUUUUCUCUCUGGGAGCCUUUUCGGUUUGUUUCGUCCGGUUCUUUCGGCGCGACUUUUAA